GAUCUUUUCCACAUUCCUCCUUCUUAUAAGAGCACUGUCACAUUAUCCUGGAAACCUGUACAGAAGGUUGAGAUGGGGCAAAAGAGAACCAGUGAAGAUACAACUUCAAGUUCACCACCCAAGAAAUCUCCAGCAGGACCAAAAAGGGAUGCCAGGCAGAUUUAUAAUCCUCCCAGUGGGAAAUACAGCAGCAAUUUGGGCAACUUUAAUUAUGAGCAGAGAGGAGCCUUCAGGGGAAGUAGAGGUGGCCGAGGUUGGGGAACACGAGGAAAUCGUAGUCGAGGAAGACUCUACUGAAUAAGACAUACAUUCUUCAUCAUUGUCAUGAGCUUAAUAUACUUAAAUUCUACUACUCAUUGGAUUGCCGGGGAUGCCCCUAUAAAAGGACUGCUGCCUUCAGCUAAAAACUUAAUGUUCUUUAUACCUUUGUAUGUAUGAUCUACUUUUGUAACAGACCAGGUUGUGUCCAAGGUAAAAACCACAAUAAUAUUUUUGGAUGCUUUGUCUGCAAUCUUGACUUGUUUUUGCAAUAUCCUCAUUAUUCAGACUUCAUAUUGUGAACCUUAUACUUUUAAACAUCUUCAUAAUUUGUUAUUGACAGUUGAGUCUGAAAGGUAAUGAAAUUCAGUCUAGUUCUGUUUGGUAAAGAUCAUCAGUUUUGGAAGGUUACUGAUUUCCUCUCCCCUCUUCGUGUUUUGCCCAAUAGAUGGAGAAGAGUAAUGGUCAAUCUUAUUAUAUUUUCAUUGUUUCUUUUUAAUAAAGCUGCUAGGCAGUGCUGCAGCAUUCCCACCUAGUGUCAUAAAAAUAAAAUACCAGCUUUCUUAAAACAUAGACAUGACAGUUCAUUUUUAGGAGGAAGUAAGUUGCUUUGCACUCCUUACUUCACUCUUCUCCGUAUAUUGGGAUAUACCUUUUGAAUAUGCGAUCUUAAUAUUUAAAUAGAAAUGCAUAUGUAUAUAUGCAUGCUGUGAAACUUGAGUACACAACCAAUCAAUAUUUUAAAUUCCAGGAACGGGUAGUCUUUGACACGGUAAUUGUCCUUUUUGAGGCUGAAUCCAUUAUUGACUUGUUAUCCAGGUUUUUACUCCCAGUAGAGAGGAAUUUUGAGUCAGUUGCACUUACUUGAUUAUUGUUAUUUAAACCUAAAAAAAAACAAAGGCUGUAUUUUCAGAGACAGAUUUGGAGAUGCUUGUUGGUGAAAUACAGCCAGAUCUGAUGUACAUAUAGGUUUCUACCGGAUGAGAUAGUAUAAUUUAGGAUUUGGAGAUUUAAUAACCAGGGCUACCCAGGAAAAAGUGUCUUGAUAACAUAAUACCAAUAAGUAAGGGAUGCUCUCUCAGUUUGCUUUUGCCACUUUCAAGAUUUUAACUUCUCAGGUUAUUAAUCAGAUUAUUGUAUAAGUUAGCUAAUAGAGACCUUAGAUUAAACAACAGAUGGGAGGUUUGUGGAGUGUCUAAUGUCAUGGGCAUUUUUAGUAGCAUAGACCCUUUGCUCCGCAUUUGAAUGUUGCAUAUAUUUUUGUUCCACAGUUAAUCUUCCCUUCCCAGAUUUGCUAUUCAAAUCAAAUGCCCAAAAGACUUUUCUAGUAGUUUGGUGUGUUUUAUGAGGAAUAGUUUGUGAUUCCAACAUAGGUGUCUUUAUUACCAUUACUCUACACUGGGAAAAAGCAAAACCCUUUGUUAGAAUUACUGCACGUUUGUGGGAAAGACAUUUCUAAAAGGCUAGAAUGAUACAAGUGAGCCAAGAAGUUGGUCAGCUUGACUAUGGAGUGGUGGCAAUAAUCUCUAAACAUUCCAAAAGACUAAGCUGAACCUAAGCUCCCUUGGAAUCUGAACACACAUAGGAACAUGGAAUUAUCACUUGAAAAUUGUGACAAGCAGUUCUGGACCUCUGAGGUAGAUUGGCCACUGGCCUAAAGCCAUUUCAAGUACAGAAACUGUAUCGGGACUACAGCUACAUAAAUUUGAACAUCAAGUGUAAUUUUUCCUUUUUCAUUUUUAAGCAUGCUUGUAAACUCAGCUGAGCAGAAAUGACUUGACUUUCUCAAGUCUGAUACUGAGCUGUGUUCCUUCCCUUACUACUUUCUUGUUUGCUUUCCCUUUCCUAAGGCAAUAGUGCACAACUGAGGGGUUUUUGCUUCAAAAUUUUAAAUGAAAAAUUUCAUGCCAUGGAUAUUUUUCUUUUGCAAGACACCUGUUUAUCACUUUGUUUAAAUGUAAAUGU
This is a messenger RNA of Castor canadensis (American beaver), 2223 nucleotides long. NCBI's taxonomy places the organism in Eukaryota, Metazoa, Chordata, Mammalia, Rodentia, Castoridae. The record is from RefSeq and is a predicted model, not a curated record.